UACUAUGACUUGACACUAUCAAGUAAUAACUCCAUGCACAGCCAACUCCAAGAAUCUAUUUCUCUUGGUAUUGAUCUGUAAUACUAUGAUUUAACAUCAAAAAGUAUCCUGCAAAUUUUCUCGAGUGUCAUAAUGUGAUCAAUAAUUUUUUUUCCCCUUUCCAAUCUAGAAUUGACUGUAGGCAGUGCUCGAGAGAAAGCAACAUCCCUUCACAUAGCAUAAUAUGGCAUAAUCUUUGUGGAAAAAGCCUAUCAAAACUAUAGGCAUAAACCAAACUAAUUACCUCAUCAGUAAAUCAGUAACUUAAUUACUCCAUUGAUGUAGCAAAACAACACUUACUACUUGACUAUUUAACACCACAAAAUGAAACCAUAUUAAGACUCCCUUAUUCCAACCCAGACCUGAUCAAAAUUAUAAGCAUAAACCAAACCCAUCACCUCAUCAACAAAUCAAUGAGGUAAUUUGGUUUGGUUUGGUUUAUGCUUUUUGUUUUGAUCAUGUUUUUUCUUGAUGUAAAAUUGGUUCUGUUUGUAGAGUGCCAUUGAUGAGUAGUUGUUCUGCAACGUAAAUAUUAUUUUGAAUGUUAAAUUAUGCCAAUGUCAAGUGAUGUUGUUGAUUUCUCUUGAGUGCUGCAAGCACUUCCUAUGAUCAUGGAUUGGAAAUGGAAAAAGAAAGCUAUUGGCCACAUUGUGGCAUUCUUUCUUUUCAAUCUGGGGAGUGGAAAAUUUGCUGGAUGCUUGCUGUUGCUGGUUUUAAAUCAUACCAUCACAGAUCGAUAUCAAAAGAAAUAGACCCUCGGAGUUGCUUCCUAGUUCUUAUUGUACCUUGUAAAGAUCUAAGAGUGCAUGUAGAACUUUGUUGAUUGAUUUGUUGGAGGAUUCUUUUAUGUCUAUAAGUUCAACAUGUUUUGCUAAGAAGAAAAUACAAAUACAGACAGUUAUAUACUCAUUGGCGGACACUUUAGUUUGCAUUUACAUAUGAGAUGGGUUCUCGAGGAAGGCCACUAUUUGAUCUUAAUGAACCCCCUGCUGAGGAUGAUGAGGAGACUGAUCGCGUCAUCUGCUUGCAGCCGCAGAAGGCACUUCCCACUGUAAAUCCAAACCCUUCUGACUCGUUUGCAGCAUCAAUAGUUCCCCAAGGAAUAAAAAUUUGCAAUGCUUUCUCACAUGCAUCUUCUGUGUCGGGUUUUCAGCCUUUUGUUAGGCCCAAAGUUGCCCAAGGCCCUGAAGCAGGUUCUGAACAGAAAAAAAGUGGGGAUCAGAAUCCCAAGUUUGCAUCAUCAGUAAAAUCAAGUAACGGUGAUGACGCAAAAGCAUCAUCAUCAUUAGUUUCGGGUUCUGCAGAUCCUGAAGCUGUAGAAAGAGAAGAAGGAGAGUGGUCUGACAUAGAAGGCUCUGCUGAUGCAUCUGCUGGCAAUAGCCUCCAUGAGUUGGGCAAAGCUUCACAAGAUCAAGGCAAGUCUGAGUUGAUGCACUGUAAUGCUUCUGGUAUGCGUACUGAGAACAUUUCUGGCAGUACCGAGGUUACUGAUAAUAACAGGUUUGAAAUCAGUGGCCAGGCUUCUCAGGUACUGGAUCAGGGUAUGAAUGAUCAGAAAAGUAACAACAGUCAAAAUUCACAUAGCAAUUCUAACGGUGAUGCAUCCGUGGAUGGUCAGGAAGAAACUGCAUUAGUUCCAAAAGCAAGAGAGGUUAAAGGUGUUGAAGCAAGUCAUGCGCUCAAGUGGGCCAAUAAUAUGGGGAAGAGAAAGAUAGACCAACAUAAAGAAGCAAUGUUAGGAAAGAAGCGAAAUAGACAGACCAUGUUAAUUAAUAUAGAUGAAGUCAAGCAAGCAGGCCCUAUCAAAUCUUCAACACCAAGAAGGCCGCCAACUACCGUUCGUACUGUGAAGGAAGUUCGCACUGUCCCUCCCCCUGUUGAACAUGUUGGGGAAAGGCAUAUGCAUCCGAUGAUUAAGGAUCAGAAACAAGUUGACCUAUCAUCUAAUGAAGGGGGCACUUCAUCUGAAUCCUGCCAGCCCAAAAAUGAAUGUAAUGGUGAUACAAGUUCUGGACAACAAGGGAAGCCUAGGAGGUUGAACAGCGAUACUGAUUUUUCUGGAGAAGGACACCCACCACCCCUUCCAAGACAGAGUUCAUGGAAGCAGCCUGCUGAUUUGAGGCAGCCAAAGAACUCACAAUUUCAUAAUAGGAAGCCAGCUCUGAUGAGCCAAAGCUCCAUAGAUUCAAAGUUGGGAAACAGAAAACAACCCCCUGCCAAGAAGCCAGCUCUAGUCAGCACACCAUAUCAAGACACUUCAGUGGAACGUCUCAUACGGGAGGUGACUAACGAGAAGUUUUGGCAUCACCCAGAGGACUCUGAGCUUCAAUGUGUUCCUGGACGGUUUGAAUCUGUUGAGGAAUAUGUCAGGGUGUUUGAGCCUUUGCUUUUUGAAGAAUGCCGGGCACAACUUUAUAGCACAUGGGAAGAGUUGACUGAAACAAAUGCACAUGUAAUGGUUCGUGUAAAGAGCAUUGAAAGACGAGAAAGAGGAUGGUAUGAUGUUAUAGUCCUUCCUGUGAGUGAGUGCAAAUGGACAUUCAAGGAGGGUGAUGUUGCAGUUCUUUCAACCCCUAGCCUUAGGCCUGGAACAGCAGUCAGAUCCAAGAGGAGUAACACCUCAUCAAAUGAAGAUGAUGAUGAGCCUGAGAUCAGUGGACGUGUGGCUGGUACUGUUAGACGACAUAUCCCUUUGGAUACUCGUGAUCCUCCUGGUGCAAUCCUUCAUUUUUUUGUUGGGGACUCAUAUGACCCUUACAGUAAGGCUGAUGAAGGUCAUAUUCUGAGGAAACUCCAGCCCAGAGGCACCUGGUAUCUAGCUGUGCUUGGUUCUCUUGCUACCACUCAGAGAGAGUAUGUCGCCUUGCAUGCAUUUUGCCGUCUCAAUCCACAGAUGCAAACUGCAAUCUUGAAGCCCAGUCCUGAACACUUCCCAAAAUACGAGCAACAGACCCCUGCCAUGCCUGAAUGCUUCACACAGAAUUUUGUUGAUCAUUUGCAUCAGACCUUCAAUGGACCUCAGCUGGCAGCAAUACAAUGGGCUGCAAUGCAUACAGCUGCUGGUACAAGUAGUGGUACGACAAAGAGGCAAGAUCCAUGGCCCUUUACUCUUGUUCAAGGGCCUCCUGGAACAGGUAAGACACACACAGUCUGGGGAAUGCUAAAUGUCAUCCAUUUGGUCCAAUAUCAGCAUUACUACACUUCUUUGCUUAAGAAACUAGCACCCCAGAGCUACAAGCAAUCCAAUGAGAGCAAUUCUAACAACAUUACAAUAGGUUCAAUUGACGAAGUUCUUCAUAACAUGGACCAGAAUCUCUUCCACUCUCUUUCAAAGCUCUGUCCAAAGCCCAGAAUGUUAGUUUGUGCUCCUUCUAAUGCUGCAACAGAUGAACUUCUCUCUCGUGUUCUUGAUCGUGGUUUUAUUGAUGGUGAGAUGAAAGUUUAUCGACCUGAUGUGGCUAGAGUUGGGGUUGAUUCACAAUCACGUGCUGCCCAGGCAGUUUCAGUUGAGAGGAGAACUGAACAAUUAUUAGUCAAGAAUCGUGAAGAAGUCUCAAAAUGGAUGCAAGAUUUAAGAGGACAGGAGGCAUAUUUUUCUGGGCAAAUAGCUGAUCUUCAAAACAAACUUACCAUGGCAGCUGCUGAUGGUCGUUCCCAAGGAUCUGUUGGUGUUGAUCCUGAUGUUCUUAUGGCUCGCGAUCAAAACCGAGAUGCUUUGCUGCAGAACCUUGCAGCAGCUGUUGAAAACAGAGAUAAAGUUCUAGUUGAGAUAUCUCGCCUUCUUAUUUUAGAGGCCAGGUUCCGUGGUGGUAGUAACUUCAAUCUGGAGGAAGCCCGCUCAAGUCUGGAGGCAAGUUUUGCCAAUGAGGCUGAAAUUGUUUUUACCACUGUCUCAAGCAGUGGUCGCAAGUUGUUCUCUCGACUUACACAUGGUUUUGAUAUGGUAGUUAUUGAUGAGGCUGCCCAAGCCAGUGAAGUAGCUGUUCUUCCUCCCCUAGCUCUUGGUGCUGCACGUUGUGUUCUUGUAGGGGAUCCCCAGCAGCUUCCUGCAACAGUUAUCAGCAAGGCAGCUGGGACCUUGAUGUAUAGUAGAAGCCUUUUUGAAAGGUUUCAACAAGCAGGAUGUCCAACGAUGUUAUUAUCUGUGCAGUAUAGGAUGCAUCCUCAAAUUCGAGAUUUUCCUUCACGGCACUUCUACCAAGGCCGUCUUACUGACAGUGAAAGUGUUGUUAACUUAUCUGAUGAGAUGUAUUACAAGGACCCUUUACUUAGACCUUACCUAUUCUAUGAUGUUACUUAUGGGCGGGAGUCCCACAGAGGUGGAUCUGUAUCUUAUCAGAACAUACAUGAAGCACAGUUUUGUCUUCAGUUGUAUGAGCAUCUUCAGAAAACUCUGAAAUCCUUUGGUCUGGGGAGAAUCUCUGUUGGCAUAAUCACGCCAUACAAGCUGCAACUGAAAUGCCUUCAAUAUGAAUUUUCAGCAAUUUUAAAGUCAGAAGAAGGGAAAGAUAUCUAUAUCAAUACUGUAGAUGCUUUCCAAGGCCAGGAACGAGAUGUGAUUAUUAUGUCUUGUGUACGUGCCUCAAAUCAUGGAGUUGGCUUUGUUGCUGAUAUCCGCCGAAUGAAUGUUGCUCUCACACGUGCCAGAAGGGCAUUAUGGGUUAUGGGGAAUGCAAAUUCGCUGGUCCAAUCUGAUGAUUGGGCUGCAUUGAUUGAUGAUGCUAAAGCAAGAAGUUGUUAUAUGGACAUGGACUCUCUCCCCAAAGAUUUUUUCGUUCCAAAGGGAAUGCAGGGGAAAACCAACAAUACAAGGGGGUCGAGGUUAGGUGGGCCAAGACACAGAUCUAUGGAUAUCCACAUGGAGUCCAGAUCAGGAACGCCAUCAGAAGAUGAUGAUAGCUCAGGUGCACCUGUGAUUUCUAGGAAUGGGAGUUAUAGGCCCUUUAAGCCACUAAUGGACAAUUCAUUAGAUGAUUUUGAUCAAUCAGGUGAUAAAUCAAGGGAUGCAUGGCAAUAUGGCAUACAGAAGAAACAAAGUUCUUCUGGGGUUAAGAGAGACUCCUAGGUGUCUUGAUAAAUGUCUGCAAAUUCUUUUGGCAUUUGGGAUAGCGUUCAAUGUUAUUGAAUCUCUACAGUUGUGAUGCUGUCUCUUAGUGCCAGGAAGUCCUCGGUACCUGGGCUUCUUAUGCUCUGAUUGCAUCUGCUAAACACAAUUUGAAACAAGGGCCUAACUCUAACUUCUUACGCUGAUCGCAUUUGCUAAACAGAACAUAAAACAAGCUGGAAGUGCUGCAUUUAUAUUGGAUGCUUGGAGUGGAUGAACAGUGCUUUUGCAAUAGAUCGGUUCUGAUUGGAUUGGUUCCUGUGAUUUCUUGCUGAGAGAUGGGUAUUUUUGAGUUAGUUGUGGGCGCCUUCAUCCACCUUCUCACCGGUGUGUCAGUAAGAAAUUAUUCUGUUGCACGCAAUUAACAUGUCUAAUUUGAACUGUUGUCUGUUGAUCACUGGACGGUGGGUAUUCGAAUACCAGGAAUCAGUUGGUGGCAUCAAGAAACAUUUAUUAUUUAGAAGCUGAGGUGCCACCAUAUGGCGAUGGAGCUUACCCCACCAUAUUGACAUUUUUUCUGAUGUCUUUAGUUGAUGUGGGGUGUGAGGAGGCUUUCCAGUUAUGCAUUGUAUUGUAGCUUUAUUCUUAAAGGAAGGAAGCUAACUCCUUGGUUCUCAAUUCUUGGAGAGUGUGAGCACUUUAAUAUUGAUGUAGGCACAUUCUUUGGAUGCAUGUAGGAUACUGGACUGUUAACCAAAUAUUCUUUUCUUCCAGUUGUUUUUUUGAAGGGGAAGUAAGAGUACAUGCCUGCAACACAUGGGAAACUCUUAAAUUUAUGUAUAGAAAACGGAAGGAGAGUACAGGAUUUGUACAACAAUACUCAAAUGCUAGAGGCAUUUGUUGACUUUUACUGACUUGUACAUAAGUCUUCAAAUAUGAUUUAUUUUUGGCAUAA
Hevea brasiliensis (rubber tree) is the source of this 6038-nucleotide messenger RNA. RefSeq lists its product as uncharacterized. The transcript is spliced from 8 exons. Lineage: Eukaryota; Viridiplantae; Streptophyta; Magnoliopsida; Malpighiales; Euphorbiaceae. The record is from RefSeq and is a predicted model, not a curated record. Gene Ontology annotation, molecular function: helicase activity. The coding region runs from base 983 to 5104 and encodes 1373 amino acids.